Molecule: messenger RNA, 1053 nt
Organism: Condylura cristata (star-nosed mole)
Lineage: Eukaryota; Metazoa; Chordata; Mammalia; Eulipotyphla; Talpidae
Gene: MTG2
Product: mitochondrial ribosome-associated GTPase 2
Exons: 6
Coding region: 1-1053 (350 amino acids)
Cellular component (GO): mitochondrion
Molecular function (GO): GTP binding; GTPase activity
Source: RefSeq, a predicted model, not a curated record
AUGCGCACAAUUUCGGCCCUGAGGGUGCACCGCCCACCCUGGCCCACCGACCGCACCGGUGUGUUCGCUCGGCCGGCGUGGGACAGCCGGGAAGAACGGGAGGAAGGGGAGGGGGCCGAAAACAAGCAGCCGGCCAGUCUGCCACACUCAAGAUGGCGGCGCGGCAGCGGCGAGGUCCUUCAGAGGCGGUACCAGCGCAUGCGCAGCGCGGAGUCCCGGCCCGGGACACAAGAUGGCGGCAGCGGCGCUGGGGAGGGCGAGGCGGAGGCGGCAAAACGGGCGGUCGAGCAGAACGUGCAGUCGCGUCCUUUCGAGUCCGCUCCAGGCAGCCCCGCCCCGGCGGGGGCUCGCCCUGCCGCUUCUCCUGCGCCCACAAAUGUCCACCCGCAGGUCCCCGUGGGCACCUUGGUGAAGGAGGGGGGCCAAGUGGUGGCUGACCUGUCCCGCCCCGGCGCCGAGUACCUCGCAGCCCUGGGGGGCGCAGGCGGGAAGGGCAACCGCUUCUUCCUGGCCAAUGACAACCGUGCCCCCGUGACGUGCACCCCCGGGCAGCCCGGACAGGAGCGAGUCCUCUUCCUGGAGCUGAAGACCGUGGCACAUGCCGGCCUGGUUGGGGUCCCCAACGCAGGGAAGUCCUCGCUGCUCCGGGCCCUGUCCAACGCGAGGCCCGCCGUGGCCGCCUACCCGUUCACUACCCUGCAGCCCCACGUCGGGGUCGUCCACUACGAGGACCACCAGCAGGUCACAGUGGCCGACAUCCCGGGCAUCAUCCGAGGCGCGCACCGGGGCCGGGGCCUGGGCCUGGCCUUCCUGCGGCACGUGGAGCGCUGCGGCUUCCUGCUGUUCGUGCUGGACCUGUCGCUGCCCGAGCCCUGGACGCAGCUGGCGGACCUGCGGUUUGAGCUGGAGCAGUCUGUGACUUUUUUCUUCUACUUGCUCUCCAGCUGUCGAGGCAAGGAACCCAAUGGACCCGUAUUCGCUCUGCUGCUGACCGCCCACCCACCGUGCUGCGCCUUCUCUCGGGCCUGGGCCUGCCUCUGUGGGGCCUCGUGA